Pogoniulus pusillus (Red-fronted tinkerbird) is the source of this 6161-nucleotide messenger RNA. It is a transcript of the gene MFAP3L, whose product is annotated as microfibril associated protein 3 like. The record is from RefSeq and is a predicted model, not a curated record. Lineage: Eukaryota; Metazoa; Chordata; Aves; Piciformes; Lybiidae. The transcript is spliced from 6 exons. The coding region runs from base 448 to 1596 and encodes 382 amino acids.
CGGGGGGCGGCGGUGGCAGCUGCAGUGGCAGCAGCGGCAGCAGUGACGGCGGCGGCGUGCGAGCGGGAGCUGCCGGUAGGCAGCGGCUGUGGCCCGGCAGUUCUCGGGGAGCUCGCCGAGGAGAGCGGUAAGCUACACGCGCAACGGAAUGGAGUAACGCUGUGUGCCGCAUCGAAGUUGAAGAGGUUAAUUCCCGUCAGCGCCGAGGCUUGCAGGGAAAUGAGCUGCUAUAGGCAAAAGAGCAGAACAUCUGCCCACUCUGCAAAGGCAUUGCCCAUGGAAACUAGGAAAGCUAGUGCUGGAAAAGUGUGUGGGGAUUCCUCUGAUUCUGUUUUUUGAGGAUAUUUAAAACAUCAAAUUGCACAGCUCAAAGUAGAACUCUUCUGUGACCUUCUCACUCCAAGGGCGUGCAUUCAACGGAACCGAUCCAAGUUUCCAGCCAGGAAGAUGAACAUACUGAACAGCCACCACUUUCUGUACUUUCUGCCUACAACACGCCUUGUCAUCUUACUAGCAGCUUUGACAACUGCAGAGGAUGUGACUAACAGCACUUUCAACCGCACUGGCACGAGCGUGGGAUCUGUGCCGGUGGUAAUCUCCCGCAUCGACCAUAUUAUCGUCAAGGAGGGGAGUAGUGCCUUGAUCGACUGCAAUGUCCAUGGUAGUCCUAGUCCACAUUACAGAUGGUACAAUUCCAACGGCCGCCUGCUCCAAGAGGAAGAAAAUAAAGCAGGAAAAUGGUGGUUUCUUGACAAUGGGCUACUAAACAUUACCAGGGUGUCUUUUGAAGACAGAGGCAAAUACACGUGUGUCGCAUCUAAUAUGUACGGCAGUGCUAACAACACUGUGACGCUGAGGGUUGUCUUCACCUCUGGAGAUAUGGGAAUCUAUUACAUGAUUGUCUGCCUUGUAGCUUUUACCAUUGUUAUGAUCCUGAACAUUACUCGGCUGUGUAUGAUGAGCAGUCAUCUGAAGAAAACUGAGAAAGCAAUCAAUGAAUUCUUCAGAACGGAAGGGGCAGAGAAACUCCAGAAGGCCUUUGAGAUUGCAAAACGUAUCCCAAUUAUCACUUCAGCCAAAACACUCGAGCUUGCCAAAGUAACCCAGUUCAAGACAAUGGAAUUUGCUCGCUAUAUUGAGGAGCUUGCUCGGAGCGUACCUUUGCCACCUCUCAUCAUGAACUGCAGGACUAUAAUGGAAGAAAUUAUGGAAGUUGUUGGUCUGGAGGAGCAAGGACAGAAUUUUGUGCGGCAAACAGCAGAAGGCCAGGAAACCACUGAAACAGAUGAGCUGUACAUGAUCCCAAACGCUUUGAAGCGCAGUGACUCUCCCACAGCUGACUCUGAUGUAUCGUCACUGCAUGAGCCACCUCAACAGAUUGCAAUAAAAGUGUCAGUUCACCCAUUGUCCAAAAAUGAUUGCAUGGACGGUCAGUCACAAGAAAGCAUGCAGCUGGACACCAAGGAAGAAGACACUCCUCAAACACCAGCACUUCCUGCAGAGCCCCCUCCUGAGCCUUCUGCUGAAUUGAGUUCUGAUGACACAGCAUUGGCAAAUGACAAAAAUACCUGUGUUAUAUAUGAAAGCCAUGUAUGAUAGUUACUCCUGAAUCUAUGCAUAGCAGGAAAAUCAGGUGGAGCUCUUUUAAAAAUACAUAUUGUACUUGCCGCUAAGCCUUACCUGGAGACUAUCAUAACAAAAGCAUGUAUGUGGGUUUUUUGGCACUUUCUUCUCAGUUUGACUUUAUUUUACCAUGAUGUAUGGCAGAGUAAUUGCUAUUACAUUAAUAUUAAUUGCUCUUUUUAUUAGGAGUAUUUCCAAGAAACAUUUACCUCAGCAUUUUCUAGGUUGGAGUCACCUGCAGUGGCUUCCUGGAAGUUAUUGGGAGUCUUUGUUAUAGGACACUUGAACUUACUAAACAUAAAACAGGUUGUAAUUUUCAUCCUUCACUCUUAUUAUUUCCAUCUAUUGCAUUUUUUCAAAUAUCUUGUGAAUUUGAAAUAUUGCCCAAGAGGCAGCACUUUAGUAGCCAACUAAAAUCUUAAUAGAUCCCAUUUACAAAGCCUGUUUGCUCAGCUGCAUUGUGAUUUAGAGGGCUAUUAAAGAAAGUUAAAAUGUUUCCAUUUCAUUUGAGAUCACAAUGCUUAGGCACAUGGGAAAUAGUUUUCCCUUUCCACGGAAUGAUGAUGCCAACAGUUGUUUCUUUCACACUGAGAAACAACUUUGAGGUGUAUUUUACAAUUGGGAAAGCCUAUAAACAUCUUACAGAAAGCUGCAGUCCAACAGCACUGCAGGGUUUUUUCUGCAUUUGACCAUUUUUUACUUUUCCAGAAGUUUAUAUGGCAAACAGAUGCAAAUAUGCAAGAUGUCUCAUUUUGUAAUAAUUUGGUAGGAGUAAGUAUGCACUACCUGAUCAGAAGACAUGCAGGUUCCUUAAACCAGUAACCAGCUCAUGACAAGGCUGAAAUGGCAGAAGACCCUUUUUGUCAAAGUUCUCAAUUUUGUGCAGAUUCAUACCCUAAAGAGCAAACCUAAAUUCAUCAAUAAGUCUGAGAGUCUUUUAUCCAAACAAGCAAAGAAAAUAUUAUAAUCAAAUGUCUUGUGGAAUGACAAUGAUGAUCACACCAACUAUGUACCGUGUUAUAAUUACUUUGGUAUUUGAAGAACUUUCUCCCUUUGUAGGAUGUUCACUGCUCAAGUACAUGUGACUCUACCCCAGCACAGCUUUAAUGAUCACAGCAACUGUGGCAUUAAAAAGGAUCAAAAUUUAUGCCAGGAAACCCCAGGAGUGGGAGGGAAGCGAUAAUUUAUGUUGCAGACAAAAUAAAAAGGACCUUCUCCAGGGUCAGUUUGGAAAGAAAGCAUGCACAAGGAGGAGCUUGUGUAAGAUUGAUAGCCUAUUACUUAAUUACCUGGCACACGUUUAAUUUAGAACUAAUAAACAAACUAUUACUUUAUAGUUUAAGAAGGACUGUAGUGUAAAUAUACUCAAAUCUGGAAUCAAGUAUAUUAGAGAAAAGGAAGUCACUUAGGUCUCUUGGGAGGUGAUGCAUGGAUGGCUUUCUGGACAUUUUAUUGUAGUCACUUCUGAUGCAUUCCUGUGCGGACUACCCUAGGUGAUCCUGCUUUUGGCAGGGAGUUGGACUCAAUGAUUUCUCAAGGUCGCUUCCAAGUUCUAACAUUCUGUGAUUCUACAUAAGGUGUCCACUGGAGGCAAACAAGCUGUAUUAACUGCACAUCUAACUGAGACCAAAGUCAACAUUGCAGCUAUCUAAAAGAACCCUUGACACUGAACUGAGGCUUUGUGUCAACUUGCUCAUGUUAAAGUGCAGAGCUUCACGAGCAGUGUGAUACAGUAAUGCUCAGUGAGUUUCAGAAGCAAUGCAGGGAAGGCUGCAUAUUUACCUCUCUAUGGUUAUCUUUUAAAAUAUGCAUUUUUAAUAAUGGACUUCUGAUUUUGCAACCAGCUUGUGAAUAUGACAACAUUUAGUUGCCUGAGGUUUAUUUGUGCUCACUGCAGUGGCAGGCAUCUAUACGAAAUGCAUUUGCACAUGCCCAAAUGGAGGGCAAAGUCCUUUUAAGAAUGUGGCUGGAAAUAGUUCCAGCAAAGCAAUAUAAAUCUAGAAAACAGGGUAGGCUAAGGGAAUACUAUAAAGAACCUCAUUUCUGACCAGUGUGAUGGAAAAUUCUACUGAUGCAAACUGCUCAUUUCCUGUCUGAGUCCCAAGUACAUUUCUUCUUAAUGUUCACAUCAGUUUUUCAAGUUACUUAAUUUGAUUCCAAUAUGAAAAAGGAUGAGGGUAGAAGCAGGAACUUGCACUAAAUUCUUUUAACUCACCUUAACCACCUGAAAAGAGGCAUCUUGAUUUGUUUGCCUGCCCAGCAUUUGCAAACAAUGCUCUUGCAUUCUGAAGCUACCUGCCUGAUGCCCAACUAAGAUUGCACAGAGGAGCAAGGAUGUUUUCCUUGAAAGCAUAAAAACUAGUUUUAAAUUACACUUUAAAAUAUUCCAAACUUAUUUAUUAAACUACAAUAUUUUAAUUGCUUUUUAAUUAUGAAUUUUUAUGGUAGAGACCAGACCCCUUCAUGUAUUCAUAUAGGGAUUGUUACCAGGCAGUUCUGAUCCUGUCUGCUACCCCAAGCUGCCCUCCAGCCUGUCUAUUAUUCAUUUAUUGAGAAACAAUUGAAAGCAAACAAUCCCCAUGGUUUUCUUCAGUACUUCUGUGUCAACCUGCUAGAAGAUUGAGAUUAUGUUGUUUUCCAAAGGCUGCCCACAAAGGGGAUGUAUUGAAGUGCACGCGAAUGUACAUUGCAACCUGCCUAUGAGCAACAGCUGUUUGGAUCAGAUGCAUGUGUAGUUGUAGUGUUGAAUACCAGCUACUGUAAGCUCAAAAAGAAUUUGCAUAUGUUGGAGCUGGACUCAGAGCUUAGGGAUCACAGGUAGGACUGCUCCAGCCAGUCUGCUAUAGAUUCUUUGGACAUUUAGCUUUGUGGUAUUAGAAUAAAAGCAGAACAGCACUGUGUCUGAAGAAAAUACAGAUUGUAAUGGUUCUGGUAUCUUCUUCUGUUUUCAUAUAUGCUGCUCAGUAUCUUUAUGCAUCUAUUGUAUAACAUCUGUAAGCCUAAAACAUUUUACAAGUAUUGAGGUACAUCUGUUGUGGGAGAUAGAUGGGAAGCAAGAGCCAAACCCAUCUGUCCUGUUCCAGAAUUUCUGGCUAUGCUACUAUAAAGUAAACAAUUCUGUCUUGCAGUAUUUCUUAGGAAGUGACUCUUUUAUUUUAACAAAUAUAAAACUAAGAGUGGCUCUAAGAAAACAUUAACGUUUCCAUUGUUACGUAUUUUCAUGCACCUUAAGCACUUCAGGGAUGUAAGGCUGAUCUGUCCCCAUCAUUUGACUAUGCACACCUAUUGUUACAUUGUUGCAAACGCUAACAGUUCUUGAACCACCCAGAGUCUGGAAAAUCCAGUCCAACUGAAUUUGCAUUCCAAAGGCAUAAGGAACACCAAGCCAGGCUUAGAAAGGAAAAGAGAUUUGCAAGAUCUAUUUACACCAUAUUCAAAUAUUUUUGCCAAAACUUCAUGAAAUGUGACUAAAUUUCUGCAGCACAAGAAAUCAGUGUUGGAUUUGAAUUUUACACUUGCUAUUCUUCUUUACACUAAAUUCAGGCCAUAUUAAUCUGCACACUUGAACUUAGCACUUGCUAUCUACUUAACGUUUUGAGCACUGUUUGUUCACUGCUGAUCCUUUUUUUCAUUCUCUGAUUUGAGUUUGCCUGUGAUGAAAUCUACACUUCAUUUUUUCAGAUUGUCAUUUAAAAAAUUUAAAGGAACCCACAGACAAUUUAUGGGUAUUAGGCAAGGCACAGUGGUUUGCUCCUGUGCUUAAAAAAGUUCCUGUGUAAUUGGAAGAGUUGCAGAAUGGCACAUGUGGGCAGAUGUUCAUAUUUUUAAACCAGUGCCUGUUUUAUCCUACUGUACAGAACUAUGUCAGGUCUUUGAUCUGCAGUUACAAAAGUACUGUAACACAUAACCAGGGCUUUCUGACAUUCAGAUUGACUCAGAUUGAUUCAGAUCGACUAAUUCUGGAAAGUGUUAACAACGUUGAGUUUUUAAAGUUCUCAUGGAUAUCUUGGCAGCAUGCUAUUUUAAGAGUUGGCUUUUGAAGUAUGUCAUGCACUUAGUGGGACAACUGAAAGCUUCUUAGAUGCAAAGAAAAUGCUUGCACUGAAGUAUCUUAAGUUACAGUUUGUUUAUUAUUAAAUACUUUUUGAUUUUACAAGAAACUGUAAGACAAAUAUGAAUGUGUUCUUUUGAGAAGCAGUUACUGUAUUUUGAUUUGAAUAACUUACUAUUUUAUAGUUCACAGCCGUAAACCACAAAGAGACCAGUUCAUGCUGAAGUGGCAAAAUGAAAUGUGAUCCAGCUUGUAAAUUGAUCAUUGUUUCAAUAAAGAACUUGCACAGAAUAUGCUGAGUUUGUACACACUCAACAUGAUUAUAGUUUCCUCAAAAGAGUAUGCUUCCAGCUUAAGUGGAAGGGAACUACAUCUUUCAUGGUGCAUCUGCUGAUAUUCCAGAAACUCAGAUCAGGAGAAACAGUUAUUUAGCUACAAAGGAAGUUUUAAUAAACCUCUGACAGGAAGCUGCUGUCAUUUUUCAGAA